UUGAAGUCAGUAGCGAACAGCUAUUAGGAGAGCGCAUCGAGAGAGCGCAUUGUCCAAUGGCAUACAAUAUCGUGUAUAACACUAGGCAGUAUAAAACGUCAAGCACAUAUGAAUAAUGUUAGACGUUGAGCUGUGCUGGUCAGUGCUGUAUGAUUUACGAGAAAGACCAUUAACCAGAUUUGCAUUUGGUCAUUAAAUUGGGGUAAUUCAUGGAUGCAUUUUGUGUGAACAAGUGGUAUUAACUUGAAUCAUUUUUUGGAUGUUUUAGAAAACGAAAAAAAAAUAACAAUGGCGAGCGCGGAACAAAUAGACGAUUUUCAGGACAUAUUUUUGGAAAAUAUUUCUAUUCUGAAGAAUUUUUCAUACGAUGUAAGUUUAAGUGACAGCGGUGAUUUGGAAAUUAAUAGAAAUUGUUCGGAGGAAUUUCUUCUAUACGCAAGGGCGAUGGAAACAAGUAACCAUUCUUCGCUAACUUUUGAAGAGAAGCAAAACCUUGAACAGGUUAAACAUGCACUCUACUUUGUUGUCAUUCCUGCCGUCUGCGUUUUCGGAUUCUUUGGAAACAUUUUAAAUAUUGUUGUAUUUUCAAAGAAGAAAAUGUGCAAAACCCUGGAUGAAAUCGAGUACUGCACAACGAUAUUUUUAAUAGCGCUCGCUAUUUCGGACAUGAUGUUCUGUUUCAGUACAUUUCCACACGUAUUUGAAACAAGAACGGACGGAAUAUACGGAAAAAAAGAUUUCUUGCUAUUCUACAAACUGUACGCGGCCUUCGCCAUAAAUACCUUCAUCAUGUCCAGUACAUUGUUGACGGUAAUCACGGCAAUAAUGCGGUAUACGGCAAUUUGUCACCCUUUUCAUUCGAGACAAUUUAUCUCAUUCAAGAAAACAAUCGCGGCCAUCGUUCUGGUAUUUACGUUCAGCGCAGCUUUCAAUGCUCCUCAAUUGUGGCGGCACGCUAUUGAGGACGUAAAAUGCCAGGGUCCGGAGCAAUUUGUGAGGCUUGAAAAUGGGAAGCCCUUUCGAGAUGAGAAGUUUGUGUACAUUCAACGUCUUCUUUUGGCGAUUGUUGGCAACUUUAUACCACUGAUAUUGCUGUUGUACUGUAACAUACGUCUUGUGAAAGCCCUACAUGAAAGCCAACAGCUACGCCUGCUACACAGCAGAGAUAACUCCGGGUGUUUGUCGGCACACAGACGGAUAAACAUAACACUCAUAACGAUUAUCAUAUUGUUCUUUGUGCUCGUUGCCCCCUCUGAGAUAUCAAAGUUUAUCUCCUACAUCUCUCACUCGCACUCCGGCAAAGGAAGCUAUACAUAUUACCUUGUGUCAAUGAUAACGAAUACCCUUCAGUGUAUAAACUUCUCCGUCAACUUUGUUCUAUAUUAUGUGAUCAUCGCGCCCUUCAGAAGGACGAUUCAUGAGUUCGUGUGUGUUCUGAUGUCGCGAAAGGGGACUCGAGAAUCGACAAACAGUCAACAAAAACAAACAUGUAUUGUGCUUACUCUAAAGGAACAGAGACGGAACCUUAUAUAAGUAAGAUACAAGGUAUUCGACCCAAAUAAAGCGCACAUUUAUGCUUGGUGGUACUAUCUUAUUUCCAAUUCGUUUCAUUUGUUUAUCAUAGGAAAUAGAACACUUAACAAAUGAUUUAGCCAAAUUUUUACACGUCAGCUCUUUGAUCUAGUAUACAGAAAAUAUAGAAAUUUUACUUCAUUUUGACUUCAUAUAUAGAAUAGAAGUAAUAACUUCAAAUCUGAAAUCUGAAUCUAUCUAUCUGAAAUAAGUUAUGGGGCAUUUAUUUUGAAUAACUUGAAUCAUCAAAGAAAUACAUUUUAGAAGAGAGCAGUAAUACAUUGGGUCAACACCUAUCAACAUCUAACAUCAUGGUUAUUGUAAUCAUCAGCUAUUCAGCCUAGUUAUUGGUUGAAUACCUUAAAGAUAAUUCAAUUGGCAAAGAUAGUGUCAAUCGAAUAAUUUUACGAUACAUUAUGUUUAAGAUGCAAAUGUAUUACAGUUUGAUGAUCAAACAGAAGAAUAAUUGCAUAGAACAAUGAUGGAUAUGGAGAUUAUUGUGUUGAAAUGACUUGCUUUUAAAAAGCAAAUAGUCAUAACCCGCAUUCUAAAUUGAACGCUUUAUGUAAAUAAUCAUACAGUAAAACACCGUUGGCUCGAACUCACAGGGACCGUCGAAAAUACCUCGAGUCUCGGAAAAUUCGAGCCAAGCAGGAAUGCGUACCUUCAGAAUAUAGAAAUCGGUCCUUUACAUCCAGUUCAAACCAACAAGAAGUUCGAACCAAGCGAGUUCGAGCCAACGGGUUUUGACUGUAAUUUCAUUUAAUGCUGAAUGAAUCAUGAAAAAUUAUACUUCAUGUCUUCACAUUUCGGUUUGAAUGUCUGACCCAAGAUUUACAUGUGAACCCAGUAACUAUUAAUAUGUAAGUUGUUUGUUGAUCAAUUGGUAUUUUAAAAUGUUUUAUUGUUGUUUGGUUAAUGUUUGUUUCUUGAAAUCAUGUGCAUUAAAAAAAAAAAACAGACAAUGUCAAUUACAUGUAUUAUUGUAAGUAAGGAGUAAAAAAUAUCCGCAUUCCCGACCUACCCUAUUUUGUUUGCUCCGACCCUAAAUCUUUUUAUUGCCUUGUGAAAUAUUUUUUAUCAUUUUUUUUCCUAUGAAAGUUAAUCAUUGAGUGUUUUGGCCUUAACAAUACCAGUGAUGCGGAUACUGUUUGUUUACAAAAUGUUCUUAAGCAUAUAAAACAUUGUUUUUCGUAACCGAAUGAUCUCAAAAACAAUUUGCCUAACGAAAAAAUAAAAUAUUUUCCAACCUACUACUAAAUUGUUUAGGGGCAUGAAGCCAUAAACACUUUUUCACAUUAAUAUACUUAGGAUAAACAUUAUGUCGUGUUCAGAGGAAUGAAGGGCAUACUAUAUGUAU
This is a messenger RNA of Mya arenaria, 2932 nucleotides long. Its product is annotated as FMRFamide receptor-like. The transcript has a single exon. NCBI's taxonomy places the organism in Eukaryota, Metazoa, Mollusca, Bivalvia, Myida, Myidae. Gene Ontology annotation, biological process: G protein-coupled receptor signaling pathway. The record is from RefSeq and is a predicted model, not a curated record. Gene Ontology annotation, cellular component: membrane. Gene Ontology annotation, molecular function: G protein-coupled receptor activity. Bases 289 to 1533 code for a protein of 414 amino acids.